UCCUGAGGCACACUAACAAAUCCCGGUGGAUAUGCCACCACAUCUCAACAUCUUUAGAAUAAAUUUAUGACUAGAAACUCUUCAUUGCUUUCUUGAUUAAGUGUAAGAUUUGCAUUUCUCUUACUAUUUGCAAUUUGCUCUCCGUUGUCAGGUUAACAUUACACUAGCUACUAGUGGAAGAACCCAACUGACUUUCAAUGCUGGAAAAGGAGAUUGUGUGCUUCUGCUUCAUAUGGGUAUUCCUAAACCCAAAGGGGAUUUUCCUAUUCACUUUCCUUCUCGUGAUAAAAUUUUAACACCAGUCAACGGCGCUUAUUUUCUCAUAGUGGCAGUAGUAGUUCUUGGAGGGACAUGGGGUUGCUGCAAAUUCGGGAAGAAGCGACGCGGCGAGGUCCCAUACCAAGAGCUUGAAAUGGCAAUGCCUGAGACUGUUGCGGCCGCAGCCAAUGACAUUGAAUCUGCUGAAGGUUGGGAUCAGGUCUGGGAUGAUGAUUGGGAUGACGACGUGGCAGUGAAGUCGCCGGGCACGCGUCAUGUGGGCAGCAUCUCGGCGAAUGGCCUUACUGCUAGAUCAUCAAACAAAGAUGGAUGGGAAGAUAAUUGGGAUGAUUAAUUAGUUUUUAGCAGCAUGCAAAAGACAACUAGAGGAGAGGGAUAUGAACAUCAAAGUUUGAUAGGAGGAGGGUGGAUGCAGAAAACAAAGGUGAAAGUAACAUUUUGAGUUGCAGGGUAAGAUUCAGGAUUGACAAAUAUGAUUGAUGGGGACUUAACUUUGAUGCAUGUCAAAGCAAAGGGACGGCAAAAAAGGAAAGUGUGUGUAACAGUUUUUUACACAUUGGAUUGUUAAUAUUGGAAGUGUAGUAGUGAAUACACUGUGGCCUACUAGAGAGACAAAAGGAAUCUGUAAAUCAAAUUAUAGGAGGUAAAGAAUAUUUUUGUUCCCUUUAUAAAAUCCAUACAUAUCUUUAUACCUUUUUUGUGAACUCAAGUAUGCAAAAAUGGAAGUUAAAAACUGUUUUUUUGGGUUA
This is a messenger RNA of Arachis stenosperma, 1028 nucleotides long. RefSeq lists its product as uncharacterized. The transcript has a single exon. NCBI's taxonomy places the organism in Eukaryota, Viridiplantae, Streptophyta, Magnoliopsida, Fabales, Fabaceae. The record is from RefSeq and is a predicted model, not a curated record. Bases 233 to 613 code for a protein of 126 amino acids.